AUGAAAGGUUCUCUCCUUGACUAAGGAGAAUACUAUAAAUACCUAUACUUUGAAUUCCCUUAUCACUUGUUUAAUAUCGUCGCUUUUAUUGUGAUUAUGCAAUGGAUACAAAUUUGGGCUGUUCUAAAUCAAGUUAAUGAAGAUCCUUCUAAGAAAAUGGGAUUAAUUUAGAGAGUUAUAAGGUUCUGUAGAAGAACAUUCUUUGAGGAUAAACAAUAUUAUGUAUUUCUAUAUGGAGUCGUAAUUCUUCUGCUAAGUCUGUUGAUAAUAGAUACUGUAUUGCUUUCUAUCGAUUAGCUUUUGAGUAAAGACAACCUCAAGCGUAUAUUCUAGUAAACUUAAAUACAUUUGUUUGCUUAAUAUUUGAUUAGAGCAUUCACACUUAUCUUAAUGAUAUCAGGCAUCGUAAUCACAAUUGAGUAUUUCAUCAUGUAUAUUCUGAUAAGAAUUGAAUUCUUGAAGCUACCCAAAGAAUCACGUAGAGCACUUCUCUGCAAUAUGCAUGCAUUUUUCAUUAUGAUGACUAUACUAUUGGGGUCAAGGACAAUAUAUUAUAUUGUUUUUAGGUUCAAAGACUUUCGUUAUGAAACUACUUCAGAAAUAGAGAACAAACAAUUAGUCUUCAUUUAUGUCCAAGAGAUUUUCUUUAAUUUUGUGGUAUUCUACAACCUCGUUCUCAAAUUUUAUCAUGAUGAGAGAUUUGAAGAGAAUAUUCAAAAAUGCAAAGAGAGAUCUUCCAAAAAAAAUGCUAGUUUUAAUAACGACGAAGACUAAUUAGAUAAGACUUCAGAAAACUUGCUGAAUAAAACUAACUCUCCAGAAUAGGUUAGAUAAGACAAAGAGAAUAAACUUUAGAACUUUGAAGCAACAAGAGAAGACAGGAUAAGAACUCUUACAGAAGAUGAGGAUGAGGAAGGCAAAGGUUUAAGCUACAAUUCAUAAGAUGGAUUCUAGAAUUAUUAGCAACCAAUGUAUUCACCAGGUAGUUUGAAACGAAAGACAACUCAAAAUUUCAAUGGAAGUCUUGGACUAUCAAGUAAUCCUUAAUUCUCAGUGAAAAAUCUGAGAACUAAUGAGAGAUAAGAUUCUUUAAUGGAAAGUAAAGAAAACAAUAAAACUGAAAGUGACUUGCAAAAACACAUUGCUGAAAUUUAGACUGAAUAAUCUCAAAGAGACCUAUCAUAAGGCCAAUUUUAAAACUCAAAUUAAAUAAAUUAGCUACAAGAUUAUGCUAAUUAGAAUCCUCACUAUAGAAUGACAACUUAGCUCAGUAAUUAUCAAGAUAAUAAUAGCAUAAAAGCUAACAAUACAACUAAUAGCUUCGUUAUUUAGACAGAGUAGUCUCAAGCUUAUCAGGAAAGUUAUCAAAAAUUGUGA
Stylonychia lemnae is the source of this 1377-nucleotide messenger RNA. NCBI's taxonomy places the organism in Eukaryota, Ciliophora, Spirotrichea, Sporadotrichida, Oxytrichidae. The record is from the annotation of a GenBank genome assembly.